Dentiscutata erythropus is the source of this 1218-nucleotide messenger RNA. The record is from the annotation of a GenBank genome assembly. Lineage: Eukaryota; Fungi; Glomeromycota; Glomeromycetes; Diversisporales; Gigasporaceae.
AUGUCGAAACAUAAAAAGAGAGAAGUUCAAGCAAAAAAAUUGUGCCCAAUCAGGAUACUCCAACUAAAUAUUGGUACAUCUUUGAAAGGUAAAGGCAAGUCUAAGGAAGAAGAAUUACCAAUAGAAAGAGAACCGUCUACAGUUUCUAUGGAAGAUAUUGAGCAUACCAAAGUUCAAGAAGUUAUUUCAACAACUCCAAGCAGCGAAGAAAUCAAUAAUUGGACUCCUGAACAUAAUAAUCGGGUCGAUGGAAGCUCAUUUCUUAGUCUAACUGAAGAAAAACUCCUAAAGCAUCCAUUUAAUCUUGUUGAUGGUCAGGCAUAUGAAAUCGCACGUCUGAUUAAACUUCUUAAAGGUAAAGAAGAUCCUAGCAGUUUGCAUGAGAUUGUAAAAAAUGCCGUGGUUGAAGCAAAUAAGGAAAAAUCAUUUGAACUGAUUAGUAUAUCGAAACUAAGCUUGACUAAAAUGAACAAAAUUGAAAAGGCUAUGGGCUUAAGUUCUAUAUCUAUAGCCGGCAAAGAUUUCCCAGAUCCUUCUUCAUACAUAGAAUGCAAUGGAUUUAAAUGGGAUAUGAACAAGGAUGAAGACAAACAAAUGCAAGAUGUCAAAGACUGGUUUAAAAUUGAAUUAAAUUUAGGAGAAGAUUAUACUGUUGAAGAUGUUCAUAAAGACACAAAAAAUGAAGUAACUUUAAAUAAAGCUUAUACCAUAUUACGGGAAUUAAAAUCUGAAGGAUAUCAAGUUAAAGGAAAAUUACUUAUUGCGAAUGCAAACAUUGGAUUAGAUGUAUUGAUCGUACUGACUGACUGUAAUGAAAAGUGGUCUCUUUUUUUUAUAAUCAAAGAGGAAGAGCAAUAUUUCAUAGUAAUUGCAAAAAUUGAUGACCGUGGAAAAGCAUUAGGUAUAAUCAAUGAUUUCGUUCUUGAACAGGGUGUCAAAUUUAAUAAAAUAUUAGGAACAAAUCUAAGAGCUGUCGAAAACGAUGAGAUAAAGAUUGGCCCAUUAUCAAAAAAGGCGAAAUACAUAGAAGUUGUUGAAUUUUGUGAUGAAAGAAUGCUUGACAUUAUUCCAGAUAUGACAGAUGAUGAAUUAAAGCGAAUGAAUACUAGGUGGAGACUAAGGAUGCUUGAAAAAUCAAUUCCUAUCAAUGAAAAACCUAUUAUACAACGCUACAUAUCAGCAUUUAGUGAUGAUUAUGAAAAUUAUGAGACCUCAUAA